Molecule: messenger RNA, 5037 nt
Organism: Gryllus bimaculatus (two-spotted cricket)
Lineage: Eukaryota; Metazoa; Arthropoda; Insecta; Orthoptera; Gryllidae
Source: the annotation of a GenBank genome assembly
AAUAUCAAGAAAUACCAACGUUGGAAAAUUAAUACAACGUAUUUGAACAGUCGUCGUGGUACACCUGAGAGUGACAUAAGCAUAUCGAUUAGCGUGGGGGCUUGCAAGCUGAGUUCAGUAUGUCAGUGGUAUAUUAAUUGGUUUUACUUUGAUAGCGUUUGCUCCUGAAUUGUUUUUAAGAGGCGUGUGCUAUUUUUUGACAUGCCAGUCGUUUUGGGUCGUGGGAGGCGGGUAUGAUGUAUUGAGGAGAGAAGUGUUGUUCGGUGCUGAAUAUCGUCAUAUUGGGUGUCGUAAAUGAUAAUACUGAAGAUCCAGUAACUUACUCGAGUGCAUGUUGAAUAUUGUAGGAAAUUUCUAACGGAAUCCUAUAUUUAUUUUUCUGAUAGAAGUGAGAAGAAAAUAAUUUCACCAUGGCUGAGCAAGGAUUUCCAAGUCAACACACCACCACAACUACUGUAACAUCUUCCAAUACUACUGUUCAGACUAAUAUUAGAUUUGAUGCAUUAUAUAUUCGAACCUUACCUGGAAUGCUCAAAGUUGGACAGAUUGCCUUCAAUCUUCUGGGUUUUAUUUCCAUGUUGUGUUCAAUAACUCGUCACUUUUCACGAGGAGAAUGGUUCAAUACUGUGGCAAUGGGGGGGUUUUGGUUCACAGGAAUUAUGUUGGUUCUUUAUUUAUUUCAUGUUGUGGAGAAAUUCUACAGAAUUCCUUGGUUGAAGAUUGAAUUUGUCUUCUGUGCCAUUUGGACAGUAUUUUACCUCAUAGCAGCAUCUCUUGCGUGUGCAGCUGGCAAUGUCUCAGAGGCUAACAUUGUUGCUGGAAUUUUUGGAUAUGUAGCAAUGGUGUUGUAUGCAUAUGAUGCAUUCCUGAAAUUCCAAGGUAUUCGAAGCGGAGCCAUUGCACAGGGAGAUCGGGUGGUCAAUAAAUCAUCAAGCACAACUACGUCACCAGCCUAUUGAACUGAAGCAUUCUUUCAUCACUUCUGUUUUGUUGUUUUAACUCAAGUAUAUUUAACUUUGGUAAUGAAGUUGUUACAAUAAUCUUGAGUGGAGGAGAAUUGUUAUUAAACUUCUUUGGGAGAUGGAAUAAUGAAGUUCGGACAACAAUUUAAGUUCUUGACUAUGGUCUAAGCAUUUCAGAAAGAUAUAAUUAUUAAUUUGCAACACCAAUGUAAUGAGCAAUAAGUACAAAAAUGCUUUAUUUCAAACUGGGCAUUGAACUUUCUGUAAAUGAAUACUUAAAUGAUAUUAAUUUUCUGCUUACAUUGAUAGCAUUUUCAAGGUCAAGGUUUUUAUUUUGUACAAAAAGAUAAAGGAGUCUGUAGAUUUUUAUCUCCUAAAUUUAGUUGAUACUAAUCUGAAGAUAAAACAUUGGGGCCAAUUCAAAUGCAAUAGUGUUCAUAUUAUUUGUUGGUACUCCUUUGAGGAAGAUGCUGGAAAGUAGUUCCAAAAAAAAAAAAACAUUCGUGAACUAGAUUUGCCCUAAAAAUCAUAUGAUUAUUCACAUAUUGAUGAUAUAAUAAUGUUUUGUAAUAACUAUACUGAAGUACUUAGUUGCUCCGUCUUCUUUAUAUUAACAAUUGGAGCUGAUGAGGUUAAUAGAUAUCAUCUACAGCUACAGAAUCGGAAAAUUUAUUAUAAACCUCAUAAAUAUGGUUUAUACUUAACAGCAGCUAAUAGUUUACCAAUACUAAAUCAGCAAAAAUUAAUAAGCAUAUUGAUUUUUUCCCCCUUAUUUCUUUUUGAUGUAACGUGUUGCUUUAUUUGUUUAUUUGAAUAAUUUAGAAGUAUUCAACCUUCAUUCAUGCAUAUCUUAUCUCUGUGUUUACGUAUGCUGAUUAAAAAGUAAUCAUUUGAAGGUUCAAAAAGGUAGCCAAGGAGUAACAGACUUAAUUUUAAAGUAUGGGGUUCAGUUUAAAAUCUUAUCAUAUUUGCAAUGGUGCAAUUACUUAAAAUAAUAAAAUAAAUUUCACUGCUGUCAUUGAAUACAUUAUGAUAUAGGAUUGGUUUAUUAAACCGCAAUCGGCUAUUGUCUUAUGGUUCAUGACUGGCUGUUUCAGCACCAUUGUUGUAGUCCAAUAUUUAUGGUUUAUUAGUUCAUUGUGUGUUAACAGAUCUGAAACAAAACACAUUAUAGUACACUUUAUACCUUUGUGGAACAUUCACUUUCUUUAUACCUGGGUGAAUCUUGUGAAUUAUUUACAAGCCAACAAAUGACACCAAUUUGUUUUUAUGAAUUCAAUUUAUCAUUAUUAAAUAAUUAUAAAAAGCAUUUAGUAAAUGGGACAGUAUUUAAAUAAAGAAAUUAAUUGGGACCUUUUAACUCUUAACCCCCUCAAACCUGUUUAACUGUAACCUCACGACUCACCCACUGGACCUCUCUAACUCAAGUCAUGCCAACUGGUUCCUCUCAAACUACAUCCACUGGAACCUCAGUAACUCGCAACACAGCUACUGGAAUCUCACUAAUUCUAAUCCAGUUGAUUAUGUAAAUUUGCCACACCGGUUUUCAAAGAGAUGCUAUUUGUAAUUGGAUACACACUGUUUUUAUCUUGCACCAUAUUGACAAAUGGCAAUUGAUGCAUCUCCGUACUUUUGAUUCAAAAUAAAUUUUUUGAAUUCUUGAUUGAUUCAGCAACAGACUAGUAAACCAUAAAGUUUUGUAUGCACCACAAGUGUUAAUUGAUGUUUUUGUCCCUUAGAUGACUUCCAAUCCCUCGGGCCAGAGAUCCUUGGAUUUUGAAGUCAUCUGAGGGGCAAAAAACAUAAAGUAACCCUUCAGGUCACAAGCCCACGGUGCCAAAACAUUUACUUAAUGCCCUAGAUAUAUAAAUAACUAUCCUCGUUGUGAACGUCUCUUGCUUAGAGAAGCAUGUUCUUGUUAGCGGUAUGCUAUGUUUAUGUGAAUGUUGCAUUUCUCAACCCAUGCUGUGCCUUUACCAUCUGAUUUGUCUGGAUUUACUAUUUAGAUAGUAUAUGGUUUAAUGUUACCAGGAGUUUAGAUAACAAUGAUCAAUCAUCUUUUCAAUCGUAAUGUUAUAUAUUGUUGCUGCAGGAAUGACUCAAACAAUCUUUUCCUGUACUUUUAUUGAUGUGAAUUUACUCACAGCAAUAAGCUUGCAUUCACCUUGUCCUAAAAUAUUGACUGAUUCAAUUUUUUGUCACUUGAAAGUACAAUGUUUGUUAUAAUAUAUAUGUAUAUUUAGUUAAUUGUCAAAAGCAAUGUUUUACAUCCAGUUAUAAAACAUUUUUAUGACAUCUUGACAAUACAUUGUCCCACAAAUCAAUGAAAGGACCAAUGAAAUAUAUAUAUAUACAUACAUACACAAGUACACACAUUAUUUGUAAAACAGUAUGUAUGGUCGCAUUCAUGUAUAGCUAAGAACAUAUCCCUUUUGCAAAAUAUAUAUGUAUACAGAAACAACUACCACACAUUAUUUUUAACAUAUCAUAAGAUAUAAUAGUUUAUUUACUAAGGUAAUAUGAAUAAUAUACGAGAUGUUUUGUGGUUUCAUUGUUAUAAAUGUUGUCAUUCCAAGAAUGUUAGGUAUUUUUAAAACUGAAAUUACAUUUAUGUAGUAUAUUAAUUUAUUGAUGUAAUUUGCUUAGCCUUGUACAAUUAAACUAAUAGUUUGCAAAAUAUUGGUAUUACCAUACUGUAAUUGUUAUGACAUUAUUAUGAAAACAAUGUCAAAAUGUUAUGUACAGAAUAUUUUUACGAAGAAAAAACUUAAAAUCAAGUUUGAGUAUUGUGCACUCUAGAAUAUUUUUAUGAAGAAACAACUUAAAAUCAAUUUUGAAUAUUGUGCACUCUCUAUUAAAAUGUUUAAGGUUUGUUAAAUAUUGUACCUCAGGAAGCACUGUUGCAGGUAAAAUGUUAUGUUGAAAUGUCAUAACUGAAAUAAUAUUGUUAAAGUUUUUUGGAAGGUAAGGGAAUUGAGAACUUGUUUCAUGUUCUUUGUUUUAUUACUAUAGUGAAUCAGGUUUCAGCAUUCUCAAAAGUAAUUACCAUACUGAACAUUUAUUUGUGUUUCUUGACCUCAAGAUUGUGUUGUGUGAAAGUCUCUUCCAUCUUGUGAUAAAUGUUUUUUUUAUUUUUAUUUUCCAUUAUAUAUAUAAUUAUGUCAUACCAAUUUUAGGAAUGUUAAUUAUUGUAACUCGAUAUGGAAACAUUUUUUACAAAAUGUUUCAUUAUUACUUUUUUCUGACAUUAGCAAUUACUAUUCUUGCAUUUUUUGAAAGGAAGUCUAUACAUUAAUUCUAUUGUGUUUAUUUCAACUUGGGAGAAAUGUCAACACUAAUUCAGGUGUCUUCUAUAAUUUAUUUUUAUUAUUAGUAUAAAUAGUCUAAAUGAAAGCUAUUGUCGCUUCCAAAACAUUGCUUAUUUCUAGUAGUAAACAAAAAAUAAAACUUGCCAAAUAUUCAGAAUUCUUUUGGAAGUAACUUCACCUGAUUGCCCAUAUCUCCAAUGUUUUUGUACCUUGUGAUUAGGGUGAGGUUUUUUCCUACAGAGUCAUAUCUAUUUUGCCACGUGUGGUUUUGUAUAUACAGCAGACAACUAUUUUUCAUAAGCUGGCAUUUACUAUUGUUUAUACAGAUUACAAAGAAUUCAGUCAACAAAUCUGACCAAGUCAUGUUGGGACCAAUAAUUUUUGUUGAACUACAAAUUUAUUUCAGAAAUUGUAACAAGAUACACAAAUAUUUAUUAGAUCUGUAAAUUUGAACAAAAUGGAAGAUAUUCAAGAAGGUAACUACUGAUUGGAUUUUGUUAAAAAAUAAAACUUGGCAAGUAGUAGAUCUAAAUCUUGAUGGCAUCUUUUAAUCAUCUACAUUGUGAUGAAAUGUAUACUGCAAGUAAAUUAUGUAUGAAACUAGUAUAUUCAGUCUUGAAACCAAAAAUGUGCUUGUUUUUCCCUGCAUUUUACAGCAGAUGUUGUUUGUUUUUUUUGUAACUGACUAAGCCUUCUCUAUAAUGACACCUAAGCAAUUAACCAGUCAUUGUAUUUUUGUCUACAUAUUAAAACAUAAUAGAAUAAUG